Messenger RNA from Bombina bombina (fire-bellied toad), 1626 nucleotides. Its product is annotated as cell death abnormality protein 1. Lineage: Eukaryota; Metazoa; Chordata; Amphibia; Anura; Bombinatoridae. The record is from RefSeq and is a predicted model, not a curated record.
GCGAGCUGUGUGUUUAGUAAUUGGAUUGGCUGUUAGUGGAGCGGGAGCGAGCUGUGUGUUAACUGAUUGCAGUGAGUUUGUGACAUGCUGUAAACAUGAGCGUCCAGAGAUUUAUGUGGGUCCUGAGUGCAGCUUCUUUACUAGCUUGCUUGGUUGAUGCUCAGUUCAGCAUUACUACGAUCCCUUUGACACUCACUAGUACUCCAAUCAAUGAAUUCAACUGCAGUUUUGUGAAUAUAACGGAUUGCAUAGCCUGCCCGCCAGGAACUUCUGCCAAUAAUAAUACUGGAGAUUGUUUCUGCUGUUCAAGCGGGUCAUGCACAAAUUCAUCAGACUGCUUAGCUUGUCCUUCUGGUUACUAUCAGCCUAUGAGUGGUCAGCAGUCAUGUCUUCCUUGUCCACAAGGAUUCUACACCAACGAAACACAAAGUUCUUUUUGUAAGUCAUGCCAGGCUGGUUACUAUUCCAAUCAGACUGCGUCUUCUCUUUGCAAAGUAUGUGAAAAAGGUUUUUACUCCUCUCAUCAGAAUGCCACGUCUUGUGAGCCAUGUCCACGUGGGACGUUCUGCAACAUUACCAGUUGUACAGAAUGCACAAUUUGCCCUGCUGGAGAGGAAGCCCUAAGUGUAGGGUCAGGAGAGUGCUCACAAUGUCCCCCAGAGUCCAGACAUAAGCCCCAUAGAAUGUCCAGAAGACGCGUUCUGUCCUGCAGGAAGCUUCGAGCCAAGUUACUGCAUGGAGAUAUUUUUGCAUAAAUCGGGGAACUCGUGUAAACUUGCACCACUUGCCAUUCUACUGUUGGUUAUAUUUACAGCUUUUCUAGUACUUGUUGUAAUUCUUAUAGUCAGAAAACAGAAGCAAAAUUCGGAGAAAAGAAUUGGAAGAGGAAUCAGUCACAAGUCACCACUGCUAGAAGCACAAAGAUCACCACACGCUGCUUACGGAGUCUCGUAUGAUGCUGAGCCUGUGUAUGCCGGAUGGUAGCCUGCAGAAUUAUUUUUUUCUGGUCUGUGACCCGACAUAUUUGUGUAUAUAUUUUUAGAAAGCUUGUGCUUGUUUCAAGAAUUAGGUUUGAUUUGUACAAUUGAUUUUCUCAGUCCUUGUAUAUUUAGAUAUUGUAUACAACCAAAUCUGCUGUGUGUAUGAUUUAUAUAUUAUAUAUAUUAGGAAUGUGCAUUUGGAAUGCGGAAGUAGGCGGCUGCUUGUGAAGUUCAGAUCUUUUUGUGGUCGGAUUGAUUCUAGUGAAAGAUUCCCACACUAAGAUCUGGAUCCUCUUGAAGGAUUUGAGUGCACAUCUCCUAAUAUAUAGUCAAAUUGAUCUGUAUAAUCAUCUUCUGUGAAUGUAAAUGUAAUAACUUUAUUUUAUAUUCGUUACUUUUUUCUAAACAAAUAUAUUUUGAAGAGAAUUUCUUGUGAAUAUUUAAUCAUAGAGUGGAUCCUUAGCCUGACAGAGUGAACAUCUAUGCUCACUACUGCAGUAUGUGAACUUUUUACUACUCUGUUCUGACUUUUUUCUGUUUUUCAAACUGAUCAAUUUACUGUGAUUCCCUGAUAACGGUUCUAGAAAAACAAAUAAAUUAAAUUACUGUGCACCUUUACUGCUUUGAUUAAAAACCUAGAACCUAA